AGUGGUGGUGGUGGUGCUGUGAGCACACACGCAGCAAAGCCGCUCCAGUCUGGUCCGCUCGCACUCUCGGCCGAGCCUCUCUCCCCUCCUCUCUCCUCCUCUCCCCUCCUCCUCUCUCCUCCUCCUCCUUCUCUCUCCUCCUCCUCUCUCCUCCUCCUCCCAGCCGCCCCCUUACCUCGUCACCGCACCGCGGACGUGGACGCGUCCACACCGCCAGCGGCACGCGGCACACAACGCAGCCGUCACCAGACGCCGUGCACCUCGCUCUCUCUCUCGCUCUCUCUCUCGCUCUCUCCACCUUAUGCACCACCGUAGGACGCGCACACACAACUUACUUACACACACAACUUACACACACACACAAAUUACACACACAACUUACACACACAACUUAUGCACACACACAACUUACACACACACACAACUUACGCACACGAACGCAGCGCUGGCUAAGGGAGAGAGAUAGACUUUGCGGGCAAGUGUUCAACACACGCGCACAGAGGCGCGCAGCGUACCGCCGGGCAAGGCACACAACCACCACCAUCACCACCAACAACAACAACCAGCACCACCACCAACAACCACAACCACCACCACUGCCGCCGAUGGGAAAUUCGCCAGUCGUGCAGCAAUGGGCACGGAAGACGAAGCCGUGAUUGCGGAAGAGCUGUUCCCCAGCUCGCCAAUUUAGAUCGCACUAUUAUUGUACGUUGUACACGUCACACACACAGAUACACACACAUACAUACACACAUAUAGAUACACACACACACAGAUAUACACACACACACUCGCUCGUAGGCUGCAUGUGCUCGGGACGUGCGGCGUCUCAUCACCGUUGCGUGUCGCCUCCCCGUCGGCUGGGCGCGCGUGUUGAACACAACGCGCAUUGACGAACACACACACAUUGACUACUCCACGGUCUCGUGAUACACAACACUGAAGCAGUGGCAGGGGACACCGGUCGCAUUGUGUGUGUGUGUCUCUCCCUCUCUGUCGUGUGUCGCCUGCGAGAAGGGGAGGGGGGUUAGGGGACAGCUAGGCACCGCGGCUUGUGUGCGCGUUCAGUGUGUUGCGCGUUCAGUGUGUGCCAGUAAGUGCCAUCCUCUGAACUCAUUUCUCUGGAAUAUAUCAAGCCAAGAAGACACCACCAUCAUCAUCAUCACCACCAGCAACAUCGUCUGCCUGCCCUGCACCCUGCAAGACGGGGGUCCAGGUGCCCUGCCGUCCCGCGCGCACCAGGAUGCCCGACUCCCCCUCGGACGUGAAGGCCUCCUCCAGAUCGACUCCUCCGAUCCGCAGCGCUCCGCAAGCCGCCAUGCCUCCCCCUCCCCCCGCCACGCAGAGCAUCAACCGAGCCAGCUCCUUCACGCCCACGAGCAUGCUGAACGGUGUGGGCCACUCUCCGCCGGGGAUGAACGGCGCCCCUUCCCCGCCCAACGGCUUCGGCAACGGCCCCGCGUCCUCGUCCUCCUCCUCGCUGGCCAAUCAGCAGCUGCCGCCGGCGUGCGGCGCCCGCCAGCUCAGCAAGCUCAAGCGCUUCCUCACGACGCUGCAGCAGUUCGGCUCCGACAUCUCGCCCGAGAUCGGCGAGCGCGUGCGGACGCUCGUGCUGGGCCUCGUGAAUUCGACUCUGUCUAUUGAAGAGUUCCAUGCCAAACUUCAGGAGGCGACCAACUUCCCUCUGCGCCCGUUCGUGAUUCCCUUUUUAAAGGCCAACUUGCCGCUGCUGCAGCGGGAGCUCCUGCACUGCGCGCGGCUCGCCAAGCAGACGCCGGCUCAGUACCUGGCCCAGAACGAGCAGCUGCUGCUGGACGCCAACGCUACCUCUCCCGUCGACUCCUCCGACCUCAUGCUCGAGGUGGCAGAGAACGGCAAGCGGCGGACACCGGACAGAACCAAAGAGAACGGCUACGACCGGGAAGGACUCCACUGCGAGCCCCCCAGCAAACGCCUCUGCUCCCUGAGCCCCCCGACGCCGCGCGGCUUCAGCCCCAGCAACGGCCUGCCCCACCACCCGACCCCUCCGCCCCCUCUCCAUAUAUAUUUAAAAAAAAUCCUUUUAGGGCAAUGUUACUGACGAAUGGGUUCAGUUUUUUUGUCAUGACCUCUUGACCUUGACCUUUCAGGACUGCACGGAGGACGAGUCGAGGAGGUCAUUGAUCACAGGCUGACCGAUCGAGAGUGGGCAGAAGAGUGGAAGCAUUUGGAUCAUCUGCUGAACUGCAUCAUGGACAUGGUGGAGAAGACGCGGCGCUCCCUCACCGUCCUGCGGCGUUGCCAGGAGUCGGACCGCGAGGAGCUCAACUACUGGAUGCGGCGCUACAACGACGCUGAGGACCUGCGCAAAGAAUCCCAGAGGGAGUUCCCACACCGGCCCAUCUCAGGCUACAUGCCCGACGAGAUCUGGAGAAAAGCAGAGGACGCGGUGAACGAGGUGAAGCGCCAGGCCGUGGCGGAGCUGCAGAAGGCCGUGGCGGAGGCGGAGCGCAAGGCACACGAGCUGAUCGCGAGCGAGCGCGGCAAGAUGGAGCGAGCGCUGCUCGACGCGAAACGGCAGGCGGCCGAGGACGCGGCGACGCUAAUCAACUCGCAGGAGGACUCGAGCGAGAGCUGCUGGAACUGUGGCCGCAAGGCGAGCGAGACGUGCAGCGGAUGCAACACGGCGCGGUACUGCGGCUCCUUCUGCCAGCACAAGGACUGGGAGCGGCACCACCACGUGUGCGGCCAGGGACUCCACCAGGGCACGACCGGCGGCGGCGGCGGCGGCGGCGGCGGAGGAGCGCCGACCGGAGUUGGCGGAGUGCCGGGGAUCGGCGGCGGCGGCGGCUGCGGCGGCGGCGGCGGCGGCGGCGGAGGUAUCGGCGGCGGUUCCAUAGUCGAAUCUUCGGCGGUCGCCGCGUCGACGGCGGCGGUCGGCGGAGGGGUGGCUGCGGCCGGAUCCGGGUCGUCGUCCGGCGCUGGCAGCCCCCCAAACAACGGAGCGUCGACGUCGCGGUCCGGCUCUCCCCUGGAGCCUUCGGCGAGCGAGGUGGCCUCGCGCUAGCGCCGUGGACGGCUGCGCCGAAGCUCGGGACUCCUUUGGCGCGACCGGAGGUCGCGGAGUCGUGGUCCCGCUUGUCGCGUUGACGCAGCGUCUUUGUGGUCCAAGGCGUCGACCGGGACACCGUCGCUGCGUUUGCGCGAGGACGUGAGAUUCCCUGCCGCGCAGCUGCGAAAGCUCGAAUCGGUUUUAGACGGCGCUCUGCAAGACGCAUCGGGGGGUUGCGUUUUGUUGAGAGAGCGCUUUUGCCAGAUCGGUGCUCAAAAGUGGGAAAAAAAAAAGUGUUCUAUUCAGGAUUAUGAAAGAAAGCAACCAGGUCACGUUCUCGUUCUCUUUGAACAAUCGCGAGGCUGCAAUCACCAGGCUGCAGAUGAAGCCCGGAUUCAAACACGAGGCCGUUUCCAGACCUCGACACGUGACUCACAGGCCUGAAAAUGCAAGCAGCGCGUCGCAGAGGAAAACGGUUUUGAGCACGAAUGAAGCUCCACGUCCCCAGACCUCCGCCAUGAUAGUCUGGCGAUGGAGCCGACACUGGCGGCUGACUCUGACAACACAACGCACGCGUUCAAAUCUCUUAAGGAACGCCAUCCUCCUACUGCUCUUCCUCCUGCCCUUCCUCCUGCUCCUCCUCCUGCUCGCCGUUGUCGUCUUGCCGUAUUGAUCUGUGUUGCUGUGUGGACGUCACUGGGAGAAGGUUGGGCCACCUUUCCAGAGAUUCCAAGCAUGGUAUGACCUCAUUUUCCAAACUAGUGAAACUACCUUAAAGUUUUUUUUUUUCUUGGGAUGUACGGAUCGCUCUGCGGUGGCUCGGAGAGAGCAACCUUUUUGUGGCUCGAUGAACGUUUCUAUCGUUCGAGACAAUAAAACACCCUCCUCGUGGAGAAUGCCUCAUGUAAAAUCACCUCUCUGUACAUUUUUUGCGAUUGCAAAAAAGAAGACAAGCAGCGACGACAAUAGCGACGACGACGACAUUACCGCGGACGUUCAAAAGGUCACUUGUCGCUGGGACAAGGGAAACCUGCAGCGAAACGAUUUUUACUGCCGCGUGGAAACGUGGCGGGGAGGGGAAAUGGGGGUUUAUUGUGUGCCAUCUUCGUCAACAAUCUGUGUGCUCUCACGGCCAUGCAGGGAACAUCCAAAUGAUGACAACGGAAGAAAAAAAAAACACACACAAAGCAAAAUGUUAAUACCGAUGACCUCUUGAUGACACCAUAAAAUGAAUAAAAAAAAUGCAAGAGCUUUUCUUAUCAAUAACCAAAACGUGCAUCGUUUGAAACAUUACAGUCACAAAAAGAAAAUCAGGUUUCUAAAACAAAUACAGUUACACAACGUGCUGCGCAUUCGACGAGUUGGGAUUCGGAAGUUGAAAUGUAAAUCCACGGACACGAACUGAACUCUCUCUCUCUCUCUCUGCGCUGCGCGUCUGUGUCUCCGGUCUCGACGCAUCGUGACACGCCGCCCACCGCGACUCCGGGGUCGGAGAGACUUCCGGGUAUCUCCACGACGCGAGCGUGCAGCCGCAUUCAAAUGCAAUGCCAAAAAAACUAAAAAAAAAUAAUCUGUCAACGAUGGUGUAGCACCCAACGGAAACAGCAUCCGUGCGAGCGACUCGACUCCAAGAGCCUCGUUGGCCGCAUCUCUCCUGGCGACGCGCUGCUCUCCAGGAAUUUGUUCGCCUCCUGCACGCAAAUUUUUUUUGUUGUUGUAAAUACCAGGCACGGAUCUAUCUUCUUUUUUUCUUCCACGGGAUGUUUCUCUUUCGCACAGUGGAGUACGAUUAAAGCGUUCUGCUUGAUUUUCUUUUUAAAUAUAUAUGUAUAUUUAAAAAUGUAGUGUCUAGUGUUUUUUUUUUUCUUCAGUUAUUUUGUACCCAGUGAUAUACAAUUGUAACAUGGAAUGUUCUGUUACUAAUCUGAGGUUGUUUAAAAACAAUAACAACAAUAACAACAACAGUUUAGUUUUAGUUUCAGGCAUCAUCUUCCUGAAGCAUUCUGUGACAUGAUGCGAUGUUACACUGCUCGCUGACGACACUGGAUAUGUGGUUGGAAUACAACUUAAGGUAAAAAGACGCAACUCGCAGGCCACAAGAAUGUUUAUCCAUCGUUUUCUGAGUCACCCAGUUUGUAUGCUCAUUUUAUAAUUAACUUGUUUUUUUUAUCCCAAGUAUAUUCCAAUUUUUAUUGCCAAUCAUGUCAAGAAACUCGCAGCGAGCAGUGCCUCUCCCUGUCACGGAACAGUCCCUUCAGGAUGACAUAACAGGAGUCAUUCUGAAGUGACUUCAUUCGCACCAGGGGCACACCUUUUAUAUGGCCCGUGAAUAGUUUUUUUGUCAUGUACAAAUGAAAACGAAAAUAAAUCCCCGAAUAUGCCAAAUUAAGCGACAGCCGGAUUUUAUGUCAUAGCUUUGAACCAACCUACAGCUAUGGUCAAUCAAGCCAUAUGAUCAUUCUGAUGUUAGGAGGCCUUCAUCCAGUAGUUAAUUGUUUUUAUAUAUAUGAUUUGGAUUUAAAGUAAGGAUGUCAGCUCGGUGCUUGAGCAUGGCAUUAGCUACCCAGGCCUCUCCUGAUUGUGCUGGUAAUCAGUAUCAUGACAAUAGGCUGAUCACUCAGCCUGCAAGAGACAUUCUCAAAUGAAUACCAUGGAGUUGACUUAUUUAUUUUCCAUUGUAGUGGACUACCAUGGGAAUUUUCUACGUUUGCACUUUUGGUUAAAAUUUAAUUUGCAUAUUCUGAUAACUGAUGGAUAUAAUUCAGUACAAGUUGCAGCAUUUUGUUUAACAGGUGAGCUCACUCAUGCAAAAAUGACAAUCACUAGAUUUUGCUAAGAUUUUUCUCCCGUGCAACGCAGCCUCCCACGUUGCGUGAGAACAUUUUCGUCUGCUUCCGGAUUCGCAUUUCCAGGAUUUGAACGAUGAAAAAAGCGAUCGGGAUCUUAACGCGCGAUUUGGAGCGACUGUAAUUGUACUUCACUGUGCGAAAGUGAUUCUCCGUUGUUUUUUUUUUACAUUUUACCUUCACGUCUUUGUUAACUCUUUCAGAGACUGUAGGGCCCUCAUGCGUUGCGAAUGAAACCUGCUGGAACACAAAAUCGCGAAGGCUUUUUUUUUGCUCAGGUUUUAAGUGGUUGACCCUCUACUCGCGAAUGCAUUCUGUUCAUCCGGCAGUAAGUGACGCGAAGCCCCUUAAAAAAAAAUAAGAAGCAUAAAAUGCAAUCACCUCAAGUCUCGACGUCUACAGCCGACAUCAUCCCAAAUAGACAACGUUGUGUUCAUCCACACACUACAUAUAUUUACUAAAGACAUGCACGCGCGCGCACGCGUAUGUGUAUACCGCACGUUUAUAUUGUAAGGCCUACGCCACAUGUCGCACUUGAAACCCGUUUGAAGGUCGUGACACUCAUUGCCCGUGCAACGAGAUUCCUCUGUGGCACGACAAUGCAGGGCCCAUGGCACUUGCAGAGAAGUGAAUUCACAGGCGAAGGAUGUUUUGUGCCCCCUUGUCCGUGUCAUCACGGAUAACAGGAACAACCUAUGACAGGAUCUCCUCCUUUUUUAUAUAUAUAAAAUGUACAAUAACCCUUUGCCGAUUCACUGCUGGAUAAAUGCCUCCCCCAUGGGUCAGUCCUGGGGGGGGGGGUUGUUUGACCAUACUUCACCAUGCUGGUCAUCGCAGGUUGGUUAGGUGAGGAGACCCCAUUUCCGGUUCUGAUUUCACUCAACACUGAUAUUAGCCACGGCCUGGAAUCGAACUCGGGUUGAUAACCUGAAUCUCAUUUUUCCAGAUAAAAAUGUUAAUGGCGGGGUGAGUAUUGUGCUUGCACCCCAUCCAUCCGUGGCCUUUCCGUUAUCCGUAGCUAUGCAGACAACAACCAAUCCUUGGCUGUACCCUGCGGAUAGUGGGAGUUGUGGAUAAGAAGUUGCCACACAGGAGGAGUGUCAUUGUAGCGUGUGUAUGGGCAUGUGGUAUAGGAUUAUACAGUAUAUGAUGUGUUGAGUACACACACAAGUCGCGCGUUGUAAUUAAAAGAAAUAGAACUACGUCCACAUGAAGAACUGAAGAAAAAAAA
This is a messenger RNA of Petromyzon marinus (sea lamprey), 7108 nucleotides long. NCBI's taxonomy places the organism in Eukaryota, Metazoa, Chordata, Hyperoartia, Petromyzontiformes, Petromyzontidae. The record is from RefSeq and is a predicted model, not a curated record.